Messenger RNA from Scylla paramamosain (green mud crab), 1944 nucleotides. RefSeq names its product NK1 transcription factor-related protein 1-like. The transcript has 2 exons. Gene Ontology annotation, molecular function: RNA polymerase II cis-regulatory region sequence-specific DNA binding; DNA-binding transcription factor activity, RNA polymerase II-specific. Gene Ontology annotation, biological process: regulation of transcription by RNA polymerase II; cell differentiation. Gene Ontology annotation, cellular component: nucleus. NCBI's taxonomy places the organism in Eukaryota, Metazoa, Arthropoda, Malacostraca, Decapoda, Portunidae. Bases 559 to 1809 code for a protein of 416 amino acids. The record is from RefSeq and is a predicted model, not a curated record.
GUUAACUAUGGCCCCAUAUUGGACCAAUUCCCCUGUUAGCGUCAAGUUUUAUCUUGGCGCGGUCAAUUUGUGUCGCUGGCUGUGAGAUGUCUCAGGGGAGCGGUUCUGUCAGCGUUUAUCACGCCUAAUGAUGUCGCCAGACUCCGCCCGCCGUGGUCGCGCGCCCCGCCUCUCGCCGAGCCGCCGCCAGUCAGGAGCGCGUUUCCUUGGCGCCCCGCCCCUUGUGGUUUGUUUAUAACGCGUCCAAGGAACAUCUUCCAAUGGGACGUUCGGUCGCUAAAUUGAGUGGUUGGGGAGGACCAAUGGCGGGGCGGCUUACAGGAUGCGAGGGUGAAGAUGCACUCCGAGGGAGACGUCAAGAUGCCUGGAGAAACUGGCCACAGACGUUACAUUGACUGAUCGGAGAGGAGUCGGUGCAGUGCUCGUGGUGAACACCAGCGCGUGAGGGGUGUGCCCGCCGCUGUCCGUCGCUCACCGCAGCCCCACCAUGUCGCUGAGAAUAUUAGCGUGAACAUAAACUUUGUGUCGAGCCGUCCCUCCUCCGCUGGCAACAAGACAAUGAAAAAUCGCACGGAGGACGGAACGGUCAAGCGCCCCUCGUGUGACGACCUCCGGUGCCCGAAGCUGCCGCGCCUCGAUGGCGAGGACGCCCUGGAAGCCCAGACCACCGCCGUGCCGGACCUACCGGACUCUGCUUCCUACGAGACUCCCUCGCCCGUCGACCUUUCAGGGGAGACGAGCCUCGGCUUCUCCGACGCCUCCACCGCGGCCCCCGCCACCACCACUGCCGCCGUCACCGCCGCCUCGGGCCUCACGCCGCCGGUACUCAAGAUCCCAUCCACCAUGAAAUGUCUCACGACCUUUGACCUCCCAGGUAAGGCUGACCUCCACCAGCUGCUCACCAACAACCUGGCGCAGCACUUGGCGGUGCAGAACGAGAGACUAAAGAGCAACCUGCUGUUUGGCCACAAUCACGGCGGAUUACUCAGGCCGCCGCCCCCCGCCCCCUCAGGCGCCCCCCGGCCCACGCGGGACCCCGCCCCCCUUACGCGAGGACCCCAGGACGCCCCCGCCCCGCAUGAUGCGACGCAACCGACAGACGACGAGUCAGCAAGAGAAGACCACGAGGAGAGAAAAACCACCAAGGAGGCGGUGGAGCAGCACGCGGGCGAGGCCCCCGAGGAAGGCGAGGGUGGCGCCCCCCACCGCGUCACGCCCUUUUCCGUGCUGGACAUCCUUGACCCCCACAAGUUCACCGGCAGGACGCCUGACGACGACAUGGGCGACUCCUCCUCAGACCGCCAGGACGAGGACGACGCCUACAUUUCAGUGUGUUCCGACUCUGGCGACGAGGGCGACGGCCAGGGCGGCUCCAAGAACAAAGGCAGCCGGUCAGGGAUUCACCGCAAGGGAGGCGGCGGCCCCGGAGGAGGAACAGGCGGCGGCAAGCCCCGGCGGGCGCGCACCGCCUUCACCUACGAGCAGCUGGUGUCGCUGGAGAACAAGUUCAAACAAACUCGGUACCUGAGCGUGUGUGAGAGACUCAACCUGGCGCUGGCACUCAACCUGACAGAGACGCAGGUCAAGAUCUGGUUCCAGAACCGACGCACCAAGUGGAAGAAGCAAAACCCGGGGUGCGACGUGAACCAGCCCACGCAGCCCCCCAGCCCGCCCAUCUCCACCUAUCCCGGCAGUCUCCUGCACCACCCUCCACCGCCCCUCCUGUGUCCCGCCCCCUUGUCCUUCAGAGGGCCUCUGCCUCCCCACACACCUCUCGCCGCCCUCUACCUCCACCACCUCGCCCGCUGACACCCGCCUUCUUCCUCUUAGUCUGUUGCUUGCUGAUAAAAUAUAUUUUCCAACAGCCUACACUCCUGUUUCUUAAGAGAAGGAUAUUUUAUGCUCUGUGAGUAUGGAUUCUCCAAUUUACUUCAUUUCGUCUCA